Messenger RNA from Onthophagus taurus, 2387 nucleotides. RefSeq names its product laminin subunit beta-1-like. Gene Ontology annotation, biological process: substrate adhesion-dependent cell spreading; tissue development; axon guidance. The record is from RefSeq and is a predicted model, not a curated record. Gene Ontology annotation, cellular component: laminin trimer. Lineage: Eukaryota; Metazoa; Arthropoda; Insecta; Coleoptera; Scarabaeidae.
UUAAAAGAUGAAUCUAAAAUUUACGUUGGUUACAUUAAUUUUUUUAGAACGCGUCUGUUAUAUUUUGGGUUGUUAUCCAAAUGUAGUCGGCGCUGACUGCGAUAAAUGUGAAGAAAACUAUUGGAACAUUCGCAGUGGAAAAGGUUGUGAACCUUGCGAUUGUGACCCAGUUGGUUCUAAACAUCCCCAAUGCAACGAGGAUUCAGGAGAUUGCGAUUGCAAUGAAAAUUUCGGAGGUAGACGAUGUAAUGAAUGCAAAGCGAAUUAUUGGGGUGAUCCUAAAGCCGAUACAUGUAUUAAAUGCCAAUGUAAUCUCGAAACUGAACAAUGCGAUCGAAACACUGGAAUUUGUAAAUGCGGGGAAUGUUUCAAUAAAUGGAACAAAACUUUAAUUGAUUUUGAACAUGAAAUAAAUAAAUUAAAAGAUCGUAAUAACGUUACAGCUGAAGCUGCAUACACAAAGGAAUUUAAUUUAAUCGAAAAUACAUUAAACGACAUCGAAGAUUUAUUAAAUCAACCACCAAAGAAUGAUUCAAAUUUAGUUGAGGGAGAGCUCGAUAGUUUAAGAGAAUUAAUCAACAAAACGGAACGCGGAGAAUUAAAGCAUUUAAAUGAAAUCUUAGCUAACGCAACUAGCGAAGUAGCAAAUAUAACUUUGCAAAACUUCAAAAAUAAAAUAGAUUUGUUAAGGAAUAAAGCAGAUGAGUUGAUGGCGAAUGGGACGAAAUUGCAAGAACGCAAUGUAGAAGAUGCUCUAGAUAUAAUCAAAAACGUUAAAACUAAAGCAGAUGAUGCUGCUAAAAGCGCAACAAACACUCAGGAUAUUAUAAAAAACAUUGAAAGUCGUUGUAAAAGUACCGAAAGUAAAUCAAAUUCAACUAAACACGAAGAAGAUGUGGCUUCCUUAAAGAACUUAACUGAACUAAUUAAAAAUUUAAAUGAUUCUUUACCUAAAUUAAACAAAUUAAUUUGUGAUGGGUCUGAAUAUCCAUGCGAUAAUACUUGCGGUGGAACAACUUGCAAUGGUACUAAAAACCAAGCGAAAAACGCAAACAGCUUAUCCAUAAACACUGAAGCUUUAUACAACGACAAAAAGAAAUUACUUAACGAGUACAUAACAAAUUUAAGAAGCAUUAACGGCACCUUACUUAAAAAUCAAACAAUAUUUGCGUUUAAUAAAUCUUUAGAGGCCAAAAACGAGGCUUCCGAUAUGACAGAUAAAGUCAACGAUAAAUUAGCUAAAAUCGACGAGUUUAUGAAACAAAGCAAUCCGAUUCCUAAAGAAAUUCAAGAUAAAAUCGAUAAUAAAACCAAGAAUUUUAAAUGGGAACCAGAAGAUAUUGAAGAAUUUGCAUUAAAUAUUAAAGAGACCGCGGAUUCUUUAACAAACGUCGAACCGAUUCGCGCAGAAACUGAAAAAAAUUUAAGCGUUGCAAAAAAAUUAAAAGAAGACGCCGAUGAUGCUAAAAAACAAGUUGAUGAUAUCAAAAACAUCGUAAAUAACAUUGAAAAUUUCUUAAAAAAUACAGAAAUCAUUCAAACAGAAACCGAAACGAAAAUUGGGAACAUCUCGCAAUCAUUUGACAAUAUAACAAUACAUUUAGACAACAUUGAUAAACUAACAAAUGAGACACAACAACAAUUCGAAACCACUUCCAAAAACAUAGAAACCCUCAAUAAAGAAUUAGCUGGUCUUAAAAAACUUUUAGGUAGUAAUUUAUUUGCAGCUCAAUCUUUGAAGAACGAAUCAAUUAACAUUAAGACGAAAACUGAGCAAACGAUGCUGAAAUUAAAAGGUUUAUUAAAUAAUUAUGAUGAAGCGAAAACGAAAUUGAACGCAAGUAUAGAAAGGGUAAAUAAAUCAAAAGCGAGGGCGAAAAAUUUAGUAAAUAGGACUCUUAAUUUAUCGUUAAAUGUUGAAGCAAAACAGGAAAGUAUUUCGAAAUUAAUAACCCCGCCCAAUAAUAAGUUAAAUUCGAUCGAAGAACAAUUAAACCAACUAAUUUCGGAUAUGGAUAAGCAUACCGAAGAUAUCGAAACGAUUGCGGACCAUUUUAAAUUUUGUAACACAAAGAACAUAACAACUCAAAGUGAAUAAUUUUAUUGCCUAAACGCGGUGUGACAACUAAAAUCAAACACACUAUAUAUUGUAUAUAAGGAGUUGGGUUAAAUAAAAAAUAAUUUAAUAAUCAUCGCAACAUUUUUAUUGUUGAUUUCACUUAUGGAGCUACUUUAUUACAAGCACAAUUUUUAUUUUAACCUUAAAAUAAAAAAAUGCCACACUCCUUCGGUUUUUAUUUAAUUCAUUAAAAGUUGUAUUGUAACAUAAAGAAAAUGUUCUAGCAACAAAUUCAAAAUCCCAUCCCAUAUGGCGGUAUUAAAUCAUA